AUGGUUGUCAGUAAGAGAAGAAGAUCUGAUGCUGAUUCAAAGAAAAAAGAGUCUCCUUUGGUCAGAGAAGAUGCAACCAAAGCACCUCAGAAAUCCAUAUUAGAACAGAGUGAAGUAUCAUUCCCAAGAGGUGGUGCUUCAGCCUUGACUCCUUUAGAAUUGAAAGAAGUUGCUAAUGAAGCUGCUGGUGAUGUCUUAUUCGGAAAAGAAUCUUCUGGAGCUAGUCAACCUUCAACUAAAUCAGAUGAUCAACGUCCUUUAAAGAAGAAGAAGACAUCAAAAGUUUCCAAAACUCAAGAUUCAAAUGAUAAACCAUCAGUUAAAAUUGAAAGCUUAAACUUCAAAUCAUUACAACCUGGUACAUCUGUGUUAGGUCAAAUCUUAGAAAUUAAUCGUUUGGAUUUAGCUUUAGCAUUGCCUGAUAAUUUGAUUGGUUAUGUCCCAAUUACAUCCAUCUCAUCAUCAAUUACGAAACAACUUGAAGAUUUUGAAGAAAGUGACAGUGAAGACGAAGAUGAAGAUGAAAGUGAAGACGAAGAACAAGAUGAAGAAAACAAAACAACUAAAGGUACCUUAAAGACAAAAGAGUCAAAAGAAUUUCCACAAUUGUCUAAAUUUUUCAAAAUUGGCCAAUGGCUUCGUGCAGUUGUUGUUGAAUCAACACAAAAAGGUAAAAAGAAGCAAAAUAAGAAACGUAUUCAAUUAUCUGUUGAAAUAGAAACAACCAAUAAGGAUCUCGAAGAUGAUGAUUUAGUCGCUGGUACAACAUUACAAGUUUCUGUUAAAAGUGUCGAAGAUCAUGGUUUAAUCUUAGAUACAGGAAGAGAAGGAUUAGGAGGGUUUAUUUCAAAUAAGGAAUUGAAAAAUGCAAAUUAUGAUUCAACUGCUAUAGUACCAGGUACUGUUUUCUUAUCAACUGUUGUGAACAAAAAUGCCCGUACUGUCACUGUCAAAUUAAAUACCGGUAAGAAAAACCCAGUCACUACCACUUCAUCUAUUGAUUCCAUUGUACCAGGUAAUUACAUCGAAACUUUAAUCACAGAAGUUCACCAAGAUGGGUUAGCCACUAAAACAUAUGGUUUAGUUGAUUCAUCUAUAAAUUUAACUCAUUUGGGUACUUACAGUGCUGAAGAAAUCAAACAUAAAUAUGCAAUUGGGUCAAAUAUUAAGGCUAGAGUCAUUGCUGUUAUUUUAUCUAACGGUGCUAAAAAACUCGUUCUUUCCGUUUUACCUCAUGUUUUGAAUUUAAAUGAAACAAAUUAUGAUACAGAAGUUUCAUCUGCUCCAUUAGAUGCUUUCCCAUUAGGUCAUAUUUUCGAAUCAGUUGAGGUAAAAGGUUAUGAUAGUAAUUACAUUUAUGUUAAAAUAGGCGGUGAUAGAUAUGGUCAGGCUCAUACUUCAAGAGCUGAUACUACCGCUGGUUUAUCCAUUACAUACACCAUUGGAUCUCAACAUAAAGCUCGUGUUCUUGGGUUUUCUCAACUUGAUAACAGUUAUGUCUUAACAAUGGAUCCAAAAGUUAUCGAACAAAAAUAUUUGAAAGCACAAGAUUUGCCUUUAGGUGAGAAAGUUAACGGUGAAGUAAUUAGUGUUUCAGAGGAUUCAAUGAAAAUCAAGAUUUUCAAGCAAUUUGAAGCUGUUGUUCCAGCUGCUCAUAUGAGUGAUGUCAAAUUAAUUUACCCAGAAAGAAAAUUCAAAAUUGGUUCAAAAGUUAGAGGUAGAAUAAUAAAUAUUUCAAAAUACACUUCAGAAAUUACAGUUACAUUGAAAAAAUCCUUGGUUGGUAUAGAAAAUGUGAUUACCAAAAUUGAUGAUGCUAAAGUUGGUGAAAGAACUUCCGUUACUGUUACUUCAUUCAGACCAAGUGGUGCCUUAGUUUCAUUCUUUGGUAAUUUAAAAGCUUUCUUACCAAAAUCAGAAAUUAGUGAAACAUUUGUGAAAAAACCAGAAGAUCAUUUACGUUUAGGCCAAACUAUUACCGUUAGAAUUGCAUCUGUUAACAAAGAAACACAUAGAAUCUCAGUCAGCUGUAGACUUUCUGAGGAAACAACUGAAGAACAACAACAAGCUUUGGAGCAAUUAGUCGUUGGAAGAUCUAUAUUGAAGGUUGAAAUUGUUGAAAAAUCUAAGGAAUCUGUAAUUGUUGAAAUUCCAGGAAAUAACUUGAGAGGUGUUAUCUUUGAAGGUCAUUUAUCAGAUGGUAACUUUGAGCAAAAUCGUGCGAUCUUAAAGAGAUUAGAAGUUGGUUCAUCAAUUGAAGGUUUGGUUUUAGAUAAAGAUUCACGUUCAAGAUUGUUCAAUUUGACAGCUAAGAAAUCUUUAAUUACAGCUGCUCAAGAAGAUAAACUACCUGUUAAAUUCUCUGACAUUUCAAUUUCUGAGCAACUAAUUCCAGGUUAUGUUAAAUCAGUUACCAAUAAAGGUAUUUUCGUUGCCUUCGGUGCUAAACUUGUUGGUUUGAUUUUAGCUAAAUAUGCAACCUCAAGACCUGUCGAUGAUUUAUCUUCUGUUUUCCAUGUUAAUCAAUCAGUUUCUGUCAGAGUUAUUAGAACUGACGAAGAACAUAACAGAUUUUUGCUUUCAUUAAAAGAAAAGAAAACAACAUCUGAUGAUAUUGUCAACCCAGUUGAUCAAACAAUAAAAUCAGCUAAGGAAUUUGUUCCAGGUAAAUUAACAAAAGCUUUAAUCAAGAGUGUCAAACAAAGUCAAUUGAAUGUUCAACUUGCUGAUAAUAUUCAAGGUAGAGUUGAUGUCUCUCAAAUCUACGAAACAUAUGACGAAAUCAAGAAUCCAAAGGUACCAUUAGCUCCAUUCAAAAAAGGUGAUAUUAUUGAUGUUAAAGUUAUUGGUUUCCAUGAUGCUCGUAAUCAUAGAUUCUUACCAAUCAGUCACCGUAGAUCUAAGCAAAUUUUGAUUGAAUUGAGUGCUAAAAAAUCUGAUUUAACAGAAGGUACUACUGAAGCUUUAUCUUUUGACAAAUUAACAGUUGGUACUGAAUGGGUUGCAUUCAUCAAUAAUGCCACAGUUGGAUUUUUCUUUUUGAACUUAUCACCAUCAAUUAAAGGUAGAAUUUCUUUUAUGGACUUACCAGGUGAUGCUUCAGCUUUAAAGGAUUUAGAUGGUAAUUACCCAAUUGGUUCAGCUUUGAAAGUUAAAGUUAAAGCUGUUGACGCUGAAAAUCACAAUGUAUUAUUAACAGGAAGACAAGAUUCAAUUUCUACCAUUGAAGAUGUUAAAGUUGGUGCUGUUGUUCCAUCAAGAAUCUUGAGAAUAACUGAAAGUUUUGUCAUUGUUGAAUUAGCUGAAAAUGUUACUGCUAUGUCAUUUAUCACCGAUGCUCUAGAUGAUUACUCUAAAAAAUUAGAAGAUGUUUUCGAAAAGAAUGAAAUCUUACCAGCUAAAAUUUUGUCUGUUGAUGAACACAAUAAAAAACUAAAUGUGUCUUUACGUUCAAAUGACGCUAAAGAUAAAUUAAUUUCCAAAUCAGACGACUUGAAACGUGGUGAUGUUGUCCAUGGUUUUGUUAAAAACAUUUCUGAUAAAGGUUUGUUUAUUUCAUUAGGUCGUACAGUUACUGGUUAUGUUAAAGUUAGUGAUGUUUCUGAUUCAUUUAUCAAAGCCUGGAAGAAAUAUUACAAACCACAUCAACAAGUUAUAGGUAAGAUCAUCAAUGCUGAUACAGAAGGUAAUGUUACUUUGACACUAAAAGAAUCUGAAGUCAAUGGUGAAUUAAACAUUUUGAAACGUUUCGAAGACAUUGUCAUUGGAGAUAUUUUCGAAGGUUCAGUUAGAAGAGUUACAGAUUUUGGUGUUUUCGUUAAAUUAGACGGUACUUUGAACAUCAGUGGUCUAUGUCAUCAUUCCCAAAUUGCGGACAAUGAUGUUACCGAUUUAGAAGCCUUGUUUGGUGAAGGUGAUAGAGUUAAAGUUAAAGUAUUAGCCGUUGAUACUGGUAAGAAACAAUUAUCCUUAGGUAUGAAAGCAUCAUAUUUUAUUGAAAAUGCGGAUGAAGAUGAAGAUGUUGACAUGGAAGAUGCAUCUGAAGAAAAUGUCGAAGAAGAUUCUGAUUCUGAAGAAGCUGAUGAUAAACAAGAUUCAGAAGAUGAAGCAGAAGAAGAUGCUAUUGUUGAAGAUGCUUUUAACGAGCAAGACUCAGAAGAAAGCUCAGAUGAAGAAGAAGAGGAAUCUAAAGAAGAUAAAUCAAUCACAGGAUUAACAACCAAUGGUUUUGACUGGACUGCAAGCAUUUUAGAUCAAGUUCACGAUGAUGAAUCAAGUGAUGAAGAAGAUUUCACAGAUUCUAAAUCCAAAAAGAAGAGAAAAACCAAAGAAGUUGUGGAAGAUACUACUGGUGAUUUACAAUCCAAAGCUCCACAAUCUGUUUCCGAUUUUGAAAGAUUAAUCAUUGGUAAUCCAAAUUCUUCAAUUGUUUGGAUGAAUUACAUGUCAUUCCAACUUCAAUUAAGUGAAAUUGAAAAAGCUAGAGAAAUUGCUGAACGUGCCUUGAAAACCAUCAAUUAUAGAGAAGAACAAGAAAAAUUGAAUAUUUGGAUCGCGUUACUCAAUUUAGAAAAUACAUUUGGUACUAAAGAAACAUUAGAAGAUGCUUUCAAGCGUUCCACAGAAUAUAUGGAUUCAUUAGUCAUGCAUCAAAAACUUGUUAGUAUCUAUAUUUUAUCUGAGAAAUUUUCAAAAGCGGAAUCAUUGUUUAAAGUUAUUACAAAGAAAUUUGGUAAAGAAUCAGUUUCAGUUUGGGUCAGUUAUGGUAGUUAUUUAUUGGAUCAAAACCAAUCUGACAAAGCUCAUGAAGUAUUAGCUUCAUCAUUAAACUCAUUACCAAAACGUGAUCAUAUAGAAGUUGUUCGUAAAUUUGCUCAAUUGGAAUUCACUAAAGGUGACGCUGAACAAGGUCGUACAUUAUUUGAAGGUUUAAUUGCAGAUGUUCCAAAACGUAUCGAUUUAUGGAAUGUUUAUAUUGAUCAAGAGAUUAAAAAGAAUGAAAACAAAAAGGUCAGUGAUCUUUUCGAAAGAGUUUUAAGCAGAAAAGUCAGUCGUAAACAAGCAAAAUUUUUCUUUGGUAAAUGGUUAUCAUUUGCUGAAAAACAAGGUGAUACCAAGACUGCUGAUUAUGUUAAAGCUAAAGCUCAAGAAUAUGUUCAAAAAAAUAAGGAAUAA
Hansenula ciferrii is the source of this 5175-nucleotide messenger RNA. RefSeq names its product Rrp5p (gene RRP5). Gene Ontology annotation, molecular function: protein binding; RNA binding. The transcript has a single exon. The coding region runs from base 1 to 5175 and encodes 1724 amino acids. Gene Ontology annotation, cellular component: nucleolus; small-subunit processome. Gene Ontology annotation, biological process: rRNA processing. NCBI's taxonomy places the organism in Eukaryota, Fungi, Ascomycota, Saccharomycetes, Phaffomycetales, Wickerhamomycetaceae. The record is from RefSeq and is a predicted model, not a curated record.